UUUGUCGGCAAAAUGUCAGAUCUGAGGCAGACAGAUGAGUAUACAUCUCUUUUGCCUGGAACUACCCCCGAAUUUCCCUCACAGAGUGAUACAUUUAUGAUAAAAAGCAAUUCUCUUCUACAUGAGUCAUGGAUCUUGAUCAAGGGUGCCGUGCCCGUUAUACUCGCCUACAUGCUUCAAAUGAGUAUCUCAACGAUCACUGUGAUCAUUGCAGGCCGUGCAUCUCCAUUGGACCUAGCUGUCAGUGCUUUCUCCCUUAUGUUCGCAUUGGUCACUGGAUGGAUGAUUGCACUAGGUGGGACAACGGCCCUCGAUACUUUGGCGUCAUCCACGUUCACCGGAAGUAAAACGAAACAUGAUUUGGGUAUACUGCUUCAACGGGCAUUCUUGGUUCUCGGCGCUCUCUACAUACCGGUGGCUAUGAUUUGGGCGUGCUCGUAUCCACUUUUCCUCGCCCUCGGUCAAGAUCCAGAACUUGCAUACCACAGUUCUCGAUUCUUGACUUGUCUCAUUCCAGGAGGGCUUGGGUAUAUUUACUUUGAGGUCAUGAAAAAAUACUUGCAGGCCCAAGGCAUUAUGCGAGCCGGAACAUACGUUCUUAUGAUUACCUCGCCUCUAAACGGUGUGCUGUGCUAUACGUUCUGUUAUUCCCUGAACUUGGGGAUCCUUGGUUGUCCUCUCGCGUUGAACAUUUCCUACUGGCUAUCCUUCAUCUUGUUAGUUCUUUACGCGAAGUAUAUCAGCGGUUCCGAAUGCUGGGGUGGAUGGUCGCGAGACGCCUACAGAAACCUGGGGACUUUCACUCGCCUUGCAAUUUCUGGGAUCCUGCAUGUCGGUACGGAAUGGUGGGCUUUUGAGAUUGUUGCUUUAGCUGCAGGCCACCUGGGCACUAUAUCGCUCGCCGCUCAAAGCGUUAUCAUGACGGCUGAUCAGAUCAUGAAUACCAUUCCUUUCGGAAUUGGUGUUUCUAUCUCUUCUAGGUUGGGAAAUCUUUUGGGGUCUCGAGAUCCCAAAGGAGCUAUGCGCGCCAGUCACUUGGCCGCUAUAAUUGCCUGUAUCUUCGGCGCGGUGGUACUUGCUAUUCUGAUGGGCACCCGAGACCAUUUUGCUAAGAUUUUCAACAACGACCCACGAGUGGUGGAGCUGGUAUCAGAAAUCAUGCCAUUGGUUGCUCUCUUUCAGAUUGCAGAUGGUCUGAAUGGAAGCUGUGGUGGCAGUUUGCGUGGAAUGGGAAGACAGCACUUGGGCGCAGCCGUGAACAUCGUCAGCUAUUAUCUUUUUGCUCUACCUUUGGGGAUUUGGCUUGCAUUUCAACAUGGCUGGGGUCUCAAGGGUCUUUGGGUUGGCCAGUGUGUUGCCCUUUACUGUGUUGGAAUUGUGCAAUGGAUCAUUGUUGGACGUAGUCGAUGGGACAAGGAGGUGCUCAAGGCAUUCAAGCGCAUGGAUCAUGAGAACUUGGAGGGUAUAGACGAGGAAACGGCAAUUGAUGUUUGA
Molecule: messenger RNA, 1494 nt
Organism: Penicillium odoratum
Lineage: Eukaryota; Fungi; Ascomycota; Eurotiomycetes; Eurotiales; Aspergillaceae
Product: MATE family efflux transporter
Exons: 3
Biological process (GO): xenobiotic detoxification by transmembrane export across the plasma membrane
Cellular component (GO): membrane
Molecular function (GO): antiporter activity; xenobiotic transmembrane transporter activity
Source: RefSeq, a predicted model, not a curated record